Messenger RNA from Carassius auratus (goldfish), 1309 nucleotides. Its product is annotated as protein FRA10AC1-like. Gene Ontology annotation, molecular function: phosphatase activity. The record is from RefSeq and is a predicted model, not a curated record. Bases 68 to 1210 code for a protein of 380 amino acids. NCBI's taxonomy places the organism in Eukaryota, Metazoa, Chordata, Actinopteri, Cypriniformes, Cyprinidae. Gene Ontology annotation, biological process: dephosphorylation. The transcript has 14 exons.
UUUACAUUCAGCUGUAUACAUACACGAUGAGCGGCGUGGAUAAAACCAUAGACAUCAUAUAAUAUAUAUGUCUAUGGAUAAAACUGCUCUAGACCUUGUGAAGGUCCAUGGAGGAGGAGGGUAUGACUCAGAUUUCAGUGAUGAUGAUGGCGGUGGAGGGAAGUCCAGAUAUGGUGGGAAUAGGGAAGGCAAAGACGAGCUGUUACAGAAGCCAUUCCAGAAAGGAAAACACACCAAAGUGGCCCAUAAGAAUGUUGCUGCACACGAAUGGGACAGAGAGGAAGCCAGAAACCGACGACAGCACCUGAUAUCAAUGAACGCUUUUGAGCGUCAUAAGAAGUUUGUCAGGGAUUACAUUCUGUACUAUGGAGGAAAGUUUGAGGACUUCAGACGAUCCAUGUCUAAAGAUAAGACAGAUCUGGAUGUGGUGACAGAGAACCACCGUUUCCUGUGGAGAGACGAGGAUGAGGAGGAUAUGACAUGGGAGAAAGAGCUCGCAAAGAAAUACUACGAAAAGCUUUUUAAGGAGUACUGUAUUGCUGACCUCAGCAGAUACAAAGAAAAUAAGAGGUGUGCUUGGGCUCAGGGCAAUGACGGUCCAGACGGCACACUGUCAGAGGUGUGGGAAGCCUGGCAGGAAAACUCCCCGAUGACGCACUUUUCCCUCAGCUCCAAUCUGGAGCAUCCGCUCUAUUCACAGGUAUGCAGUAUUCUGUUAAUGGUGAAUUUUGCCUAUGUGGAGCGAGGGGAGAAGAGGAACGCCCUGGUGAAGCUGCGUCUGUGUCCAGAGUGUUCCUUCAAACUAAACUAUCAUCACAAGAGAAAGGAAGUGACGGUGAAGAAGAAACAGCAGUCAAAAGAGAAUAUGGACAAGUCAGUCUCAAAGAAAUCCAAAUCAUCCAGAAAGCAGAAGCGCAAAGACAAACGCAAACACAAAAAGAGACGCAAAGAAUACUCAUCUUCAAGUUCAGAGGAGUCCCAGGGUACAGAUAAAGUUCUCUUACUACAAUACCUUUACCAGGCUUACAUCCUGCUAGUAGUGUGCUUAGAUAUAUGUGAGUCUAAUGUGGUGUAUUUUCUAGAUGCAGAAAGUGAUGAAGAAGAAGAGGGUCCUUCAGAAUCAGACCACUGGAGGGGCCCAGCACCCACUGUAGAGGAGAAGUCAAAGGAGGAAGAGUUUGAUGAGUGUUUUGAAGACAUGUUUCUCUGAGUCGAGGAAAGGAAGAUCCAAAACAAUCUCAUGCCUACUGUUUUCUUUUUAUAACGGUUAGUUUUGUUUUUGAGAAGAAUAGUUUGAUUACAAUUUGUU